AUGUCGACACCGAUGGAAUUUGUAGCACCAAAGGUGGUAGAUGGAGAAAUUGAAAUUGAAAUAGAUGGAGAUAUUGAAAUUGAAAUCAGGGAGAAGGAUGUGGAGUUAGAGCUAUUAUACUGGGAUUCGACACUGAUUCUAUAUGCUCUUGGUGGUGAUAUAAAUAUGAACAUGCUGAAGCAUUACAUGGAACGCAUAUGGAACUUUGUACAAUUACCAGAUAUGGUAUACCAUGAAGAGGGUUAUUUCAUCCUGAAAUUUAGAUCACACAGCGAUAAGGAUACAGUUCUGAUGAAGGGUCCUCAUACGAUGCGAAAUAUGCCUCUAUUACUAAGGGAUUGGAAACCAGGAUUCAAUCUAAAGGAAGAUAUGCUGCGAACUUUUCUGAUUUGGGUAAAACUUCCACAACUACCUUUACAUUUGUGGGGAGUGAGGAGUCUAAACAAGAUUGGGAGUGCUUUGGGGAAUCCAUUAGUGACGGAUGAAUGCACUGCUAGCAAAGCCAGGGUCUCUUAUGCACAGAUCUUAGUUGAGGUAGAUGUAACACAAGAAUUGAAUAGCACAAUUAACAUAAAGGAUAUGGAAGGUAGGAAGCUUACACAACCAGUUAAAUACGAAUGGAAACCUAUAUUUUGUGGCAAGUGUCAGAAGUUUGGCCACAAUUGCAAAGAGAAAAUUAUUAAGAAAUGGCAGCCAAAGCCUAUAGUGCCUGCAGAGCCUAAGAACCCCGCAAAGGAGACAGUUGAUGAAUUGAAUGGGCCAGAGAUCAAAGGAACUACACCUGCAAAAGGCAUAGAAGAUAUUAAUAUUAAGGAAUCAUGGAAGGAAUGGGAGACUAUGCUCUAG
This is a messenger RNA of Vicia villosa (hairy vetch), 846 nucleotides long. RefSeq lists its product as uncharacterized. The transcript has a single exon. The coding region runs from base 1 to 846 and encodes 281 amino acids. Lineage: Eukaryota; Viridiplantae; Streptophyta; Magnoliopsida; Fabales; Fabaceae. The record is from RefSeq and is a predicted model, not a curated record.